UUGGCGACUGCAUUCAAGAUUGUAAGCUGGUUUUUUUAAUUUCAAAAACUUGAGUCAGUUCAGUUAAAAUAUUAAGUUGUGUGAAAGACCGUCUUUUAUUUGUGUUUAGUAGAAUAACCGCGAGGAGUGAGUAUCAAAGUUUAAUAAUAAGAAUUUUUAGUUUUUCAAAGGAAAAGUUAAAAAAACCUUAUUCAAAAUGACUUCAGCGCUUUAUUUGGAGCAUUAUCUAGAUAGUCUUCAACAUUUACCUAUAGAAUUACAAAGAAAUUUUAAAUUGAUGCGGGACCUUGAUGAUAGAGCCCACGGACUAAUGAGAACUAUAGAUCUUAUGGCUGAUGAAUUAUUACCAAAUAUCCCGAAAAUGGACGACGAAACAAAAAAGGAAAAAGUCAAUACGAUACAGGGAUUAUUUAAUAAAGCUAAAGAGUACGGCGAUGAUAAAGUACAACUUGCAAUACAAACAUAUGAAUUGGUCGAUAAGCACAUUCGACGCCUUGAUUCCGACCUCGCGCGAUUCGAGUCCGAAAUUCAAGAGAAAGUAAUGAGCUCUCGCGCCGCUCAACAGGCAGCUAGCGAACAGGAAGUGACCCCUACCACUGUAAAGAAGGGUAGGAAAAAGAACAAGAAUACCGAAAAAUCGGUUGCGUCGACAGGUAAGAAAAAGCGUGCAGGUGCUUCGAGUGAAGAAGAUGCUGUCGCUAGUGGAAGGUCUGCAGCUAAAAAGAAAGCUCAGAAAAAGGGUGCAACAACUACAAGCAAUCCAGUGAAGGAGGUCGAGGAAGAGUCAGCCGAUUUAGACUCUGUUGGUGGCAUGACACAUCCCAGUGAUGUGUUAGAUAUGCCAGUGGACCCCAACGAACCCACCUACUGCUUGUGUCAUCAAGUAUCUUACGGGGAAAUGAUUGGGUGUGACAACCCUGACUGCCCCAUUGAGUGGUUCCACUUUGCGUGUGUGGAUCUAAAAAUCAAGCCAAAAGGUAAAUGGUAUUGUCCUAAGUGUACCCAGGAUAGGAAAAAGAAAUGAUUAACAGCAAAACCUCAAGGUAAUGCUGCAGCCAAAUCUCCAACAAAACCAACAGAAAUGACUGUUAAUAUUAAAAGUGAUGUUGUAUAGUUACUAAUUAAUUUAGGACCUAUUUAAUUAUCAUUACUAAAAUAUAAUAUAUUAUGUUGCGUUGAUGCAUCUUAAUAUUAUUCAAUGAAUCAAAAAUGACUUAAUAAUUUAACCUUCUCAGUUACAUUAUUAUGUAACUUAAUAAUUUCAUAUAUGCUUGUCUUCAAGCACCAAGUUAAAAGCAACAUUAUUUAAAAUAUCAUUUUUUGUGCAAUAUUGUAAAAUUUCUGUUGAGUAUUCUAAAAAAGAAUAUUUUCUUACAUGGACUUAUUGAAUUGUAUUAAGAAUUUUGACUGUACAGUUUUUAGACUAUGUACUAAAAAUGUUUAUUAUUACAUUCAUUUAAGUACUAAUUUAAAAUAUUUUAGGAUCAUAUAAUAGUGUGUUAAAGGAUACACUCACUGACAUGAAUUUGAUUGGCAAUAUAAUAUAUUUUAAGUUUUUUUAUUCUAAUUUUUCUUGUAAUUUAUGAUUUAAAUUAAUAAGAUUUUAAACAUUUCAAAGUCUAGGAUCUACAGAAGUAGCAGUAACUCAAUGAUUAAAGAUGAUGAAGAGAAACUACACUAUUGUCAUUGCCAUUGCCAUAUCACUACAUCUACAUUACUUAUUGAAACUAACAUUGAAAUUUUUAUGAACCUGAUAUCUCAAAAUCAAAAUUUAACAAUGUUUUUCCUCUGUCAAAAAUCAAAUUGAGAUAAUAUAUUAAUUAAAUUGGUGCAAAUUUUGUUUAGUAAUAUAGAUACAUAGAAAUUAUGUCUCCUGUUAACUUUCGCAAUAAGUAUGGUUUUACAUGGUGUCUUCAAAUAAAGUAGAAUUAUGUCUGACAUGGAUUAGUUCUCAACAGUAAAAUUAUGGUUUUAUGUUCUCCAGUUGGUGCUGUUGCACAUUGUUAUAAUUUUUUUAUCACCUAUUUAAAUAAAAUACUUUUGUAAGUUUAAAACAUGUGUGUAAAAAGGUGUUAUCAUUACACAUGAUAUGAUUUUUGUUUAAGUGUUAUGUUUUAAUACGGGAAUAAUAAAUUCAACAGGCAGAUUAGAUUGCAACCUUAAAGAUGAAAGGUUUCAUGUACCUUCAUGUGAUUUAAUUAAUUUGUGUUAACAAUUAGUUAGGGCAUUCUGGCUGUCUGGUGCUGCCUUUCAAUUACUAUGAAGUGAAUCCAAGCUAAAUAUUAUUACUUUAACCAAAAAUUUGUCAAUUAUUUAUAAAUAAGAUAAAAUAUAUUUCUUAAAAUUAAUAACAUCAGGUUUCUUAGUUAUCUACACAUCACAAUACCUAUGUCAAUAUUGAAUCGAUAAGUUGUUAGUGUUUAUUUCAAUUAUUCAAUAAUCACCUGAAAUAAAUAUUAAUGUUAGAUGACAUAUUGUGAAAACAAUUCCAAAGUGUGUUAUUAUAUGUGGAAAAUUAAUAUAUGAAUGUACAAAUGCAAAAUUAAAAUUUCUUAAAUUGUCACACUUGUAAUUCCGAACCCUGUUGCAUCAAUAUUAUUGUUGGGUUGAAAUUGAGUCACACUUGUGAUAAUUUUAAUUAAUUUUGAAAAUUAUAUUAUACAAAAUAUAAAUUAUAUAAUACAAUUAAUACAUUUUGUAUUAUAUAUCUUAUAUAACUUUUUUGUUUAUUUAUAAAAACUUAUUUGGGAUGUAUUGUGUUAAAUCUUAAGUAAAAAUUUAAGCAUUUUCUGUGCUAUUUAAAAAAAUGUAUUUUGAAAUAUUAUAGCAAUGUAUAUAAAGAACUACAAACAAAUUGUAUGCAAUAUGUGUAUGUAUGAUUAUGAUUCUACAGAUGAAAGGAAAUAUUAAGUUUGGUUCUUGCCAUGAUGUCAUUUUUCAUUAGUGGUAAUAUUUAUUUGGGACAUCAUACAAACAAUUUGAUUUUUUUAAAUUUGCAGACUUGCAUUUUUACGGAAACAAUGUUAACAUCACCAGCCAUUAUUUUGAGCAUGUAUGAAUGUUUAUUGACACUUUAUGAAAUUAACUUAGGACAUAUUUAUAUUCCAGCAAGUCCGCCUAUUGAAAAGGCUGACAGCACCUGCAAUAUCUCAGGUGUUGCAAGAGCGUGGGUAGGCUGUGAUCAAUAUUCAUCACCUUUAUUAUUUUUAUGUACUCUUUGAUAAUUUUACAAAUAUAGAAGAGUCCAUAGCAAUAAUAUGUAACUUAAAUUUAUUGUUUCAUACAAUAUAAUGUGUUGCAAUAUUCUUUAUCGGCCUAGCUUUCAUAAUAUGAAAUAGAUAAGUGCAAUGAGUUACAUGCAAUUGGUCAACAACAUUAAAAAAAAAGCCAAAUCUACACUGACCAACUAUGUGUUAAUAUGAAAUGUAUAUAUUAUAUACCUAUUAUAAUAAAACAUGUAUUUCUUUCCAUACUAUAUUAUUAUAUUCAUAUUUUUAUAUGACAA
This is a messenger RNA of Leptidea sinapis, 3505 nucleotides long. RefSeq names its product inhibitor of growth protein 5 (gene Ing5). The coding region runs from base 197 to 1024 and encodes 275 amino acids. Gene Ontology annotation, biological process: regulation of DNA-templated transcription. NCBI's taxonomy places the organism in Eukaryota, Metazoa, Arthropoda, Insecta, Lepidoptera, Pieridae. The transcript has a single exon. Gene Ontology annotation, cellular component: nucleus. The record is from RefSeq and is a predicted model, not a curated record.